Oldenlandia corymbosa var. corymbosa is the source of this 540-nucleotide messenger RNA. The record is from the annotation of a GenBank genome assembly. NCBI's taxonomy places the organism in Eukaryota, Viridiplantae, Streptophyta, Magnoliopsida, Gentianales, Rubiaceae.
AUGACAGAACGUUGGGUUGAUCAGGUACAAUUGGCCAUUUGGGAAGUAGCUCGUUUCCUGCAAGUAGAAAACGUUUAUGAGUCCCAAACAUUCCCUUCAUUGGGAACCCUUAACCCUGUCUCCGAACAAAAAGACGAAACUACUAUUUCAGGUUCUCAAGAAGCGGACACAUUGCAGGUGGUGAUCAACCCUCAAACUCCUCAACAAGUGGAUUGUAGUAACAAUUCAAUCUUAGGAAGCUCCCAGACAACUCCCUUUCCUUCCCAUGAAAUUAAUCCCUCGGUACAUGGUCACGGUUCCGAUGAAAGCGAUAACAAUGGUGCUGAAAAAGAGAUGGAAGAAACAAAAGGCGCGGGCAAUGAUGCGGGAGCAGCAGCGCUAGAGAAAGAGGGAACCGAUCAGCUGGAUGUCGAGGAGGAAUGUGUUUUUGUAGGUCUGAUUCCAUAUUUGGAAAAUGAUGACUUUGAAGAUUUGAUUAAAUGGUGCGACGAGCAGUUCUUUUCGUAUCCUGACCCUACGGUUUUGAUACUAUGUGAUUAG